Nestor notabilis (Kea) is the source of this 741-nucleotide messenger RNA. It is a transcript of the gene SLC18A3, whose product is annotated as solute carrier family 18 (vesicular acetylcholine transporter), member 3. Gene Ontology annotation, molecular function: acetylcholine transmembrane transporter activity. The annotation marks the transcript as partial. The record is from RefSeq and is a predicted model, not a curated record. Gene Ontology annotation, cellular component: AP-1 adaptor complex; AP-2 adaptor complex; terminal bouton. Gene Ontology annotation, biological process: chemical synaptic transmission. Lineage: Eukaryota; Metazoa; Chordata; Aves; Psittaciformes; Psittacidae. The transcript has a single exon.
GGGGCCCUGGCCACCUGCAACAUCCCCCUGGCCUUCCUGGAGCCCACCAUCGCCAACUGGAUGAAGGACUCCAUGGGGGCCAGCGAGUGGGAGGUGGGCCUCACCUGGUUGCCCGCCUUCUUCCCCCACGUGCUGGGCGUCUACGUAACGGUCCGGCUGGCUGCCGCCUACCCUCACCUCCAGUGGUUUUACGGGGCCCUGGGCAUGGCCAUCAUUGGCGCCAGCUCCUGCCUGGUGCCAGCCUGCAGGAAUUUUGGGCAGGUCAUCGUUCCCCUCUGUGGCAUCUGCUUUGGCAUCGCCCUGGUGGACACAGCCCUGCUGCCCACCCUGGCCUUCCUGGUGGAUGUGCGCCACGUCUCUGUCUAUGGCAGUGUCUAUGCCAUCGCAGACAUCUCCUACUCCGUGGCGUAUGCCCUGGGGCCCAUUGUGGCCGGCCAGAUUGUGCACACCAUGGGCUUCGCGCAGCUCAACCUGGGCAUGGGGCUUGCCAAUGUGCUUUAUGCCCCUGUCCUUCUCUUACUCAGAAACGUCUGUCAAAUGAAACCCUCUCACUCGGAGAGGAACAUUCUCCUUGAAGAAGGACCUAAGGGACUCUAUGACACCAUCAAAAUGGAGGAGCGUAAAGGCAUGGGCAAAAGCCUCCAGCCAGCAGGUGGGAUGGAGGAGAAUGGCAUGGACUCAUACCGCAGAGACCUGACUGGGGUGUCUGAGGAGGACUCAUCGGACUAUGAGUACAGUUAG